AUGGAAGUCACGGCCAGCGAUGAGAAAGGGGCCAUCGUCUCUAGUCACCAAAAGGACCAUGUGCUGGAUACUGAUGAGCUAAGGCUCGCGCAAAUGGGUCACACCCAGGAGCUAAAGCGUCACUUUACCAUUCUGUCUCUGAUCGGUCUGGCUUCCACCACGACAAUAUCCUGGACAGGUCUAGGCUUGGGAAUUGUUACUGAAAUCAACGCGGGUGGGCCAGGUGCCAUAAUAUAUGGCUUCAUCCUGGUCACUCUGUUGCAAUGCUUCCUUGGCGCUUCUCUUGCAGAGUUCGUUUCGAGCUACCCAACUGAGGGGGGCAUGUAUCAUUGGAUAGCUGCGGUGGCGCCCAAAAAAUGGAGUGCCAUCCUCAGCUUCUUCACCGGGUGGUUCACUGUCUUUGGAUGGAUAUUUACCACGGCCUCGACCAUCUUGAUCUACGCCCAAACUGUCAUGGCACUCAUCGCACUCUACAUGCCAGACCUGGAAAUCCAAUCCUGGCAGACUUUCAUCAUAUAUCAAGGAAUUAAUCUUAUCACGGCAAGCAUCGUACUCUUCGGCAACAGGUUGAUUCCCGCAAUCAAUAAGUUUUCGCUUUUCUACCUCCAGAUCGGGUGGUUGGUAGUGUUUAUAGUAGUCCUUACUUGUGCGCCGACUCGCCAAAGUCCCGAGUUUGUUUUUAAGACAUGGAUCAAUAAUACGGGUUGGGAGAACAAUGUAAUCUGUUUCGUUACCGGCUUGGUCAAUCCACUAUACAGCCUGGGUGGUCUCGAUGGCGUUACCCAUAUUACCGAGGAAAUGCCCAAUCCAUCCCGCAACGCCCCCCUCGCCAUCGCCAUCACUUUGGUAAUUGCCUUCGUCACAGGGCUCUCCUACCUUAUCGCCCUCAUGUUCUGCGUUCAAGACUACUCUGCUCUUGGCACCACCAAUACCGGCUUGCCCCUUGCAGAGCUAUUUCGGCAGGUCACGCAGUCAGCUGGCGGCGCGUUUGGAUUGACCUUUAUUCUUUUCAUCGCUUUGGGGCCGUGCACUAUCGGUUCGCAGCUGUCCACGGGCCGUGUCCUCUGGGCCUUCUCGCGCGAUGGUGCCAUGCCUUUUUCGUCGACUUGGUCUCGUGUCAACACACGCUACGGAGUUCCAUUCAACGCCCAACUGCUCGUCACCGUCGUAGUCGCUGCCCUUGGCUGCAUCUACCUUGGUAGCAGCACGGCUUUCAACAGCAUGCUUGGGUCGGCAGUGACUGUCAACAAUAUCGCCUAUCUCAUCCCCAUCGGCACGAACUUGCUUACUGGAAGAGCUAACAUGUUUAAAGGCGUAUUCCACAUGGGUAUUUGGGGUUGGCUAAUUAACUGCAUUACUGUGGCCUGGCUUAUUUUCGCAAUCGUGUUUUUCAGCUUCCCUUACUCUAUGCCCGUGGCGGUGGAGAGCAUGAACUACACUUGUGUGGUUGUGGGUUCUCUUCCAAUUCUAAUCUUCGGUUGGUGGUGCGUGGUAUCCAAGCGCUAUCGAGAGAAGAUCGCUGCUGCAAAGGAGGAGUAA
Messenger RNA from Pochonia chlamydosporia 170, 1539 nucleotides. Its product is annotated as amino acid permease. Lineage: Eukaryota; Fungi; Ascomycota; Sordariomycetes; Hypocreales; Clavicipitaceae. Bases 1 to 1539 code for a protein of 512 amino acids. The transcript has 4 exons. Gene Ontology annotation, cellular component: membrane. Gene Ontology annotation, molecular function: transmembrane transporter activity. Gene Ontology annotation, biological process: transmembrane transport. The record is from RefSeq and is a predicted model, not a curated record.